This is a messenger RNA of Prunus armeniaca (apricot), 1563 nucleotides long. Lineage: Eukaryota; Viridiplantae; Streptophyta; Magnoliopsida; Rosales; Rosaceae. The record is from the annotation of a GenBank genome assembly.
AUGGCAUUCUCUUCUUAUGCUAAUUUACAAGUACACGGGUCUUUCCAAAACCCUUUCAUCUUCCACGGCUUAAAUCAUCUCAAAACCUCACUUUCCUCGUCUGUUAAGCCUCUAUUCAAAGAGUUGCAGCAAUUGCUUCCAAGGAAGGUCGAUGUUUCUAAAACCAUGAAAAACACUUCUGGGAAGAUGUUAGAUGCACUUGUGGACUCUAUUUUCCAGUUUGUAGAUCAACCGUUGCUCCCAUCUCAGAAAAACUUUGCACCAGUGGAAGAGAUUGGAGACCUUGUUGAGGUUAUCUGGACCGAAGGAGAAAUUCCCGCUGAUUUUGCUGAAGGUGUUUUUGUAAGAAAUGGCACAAAUCCUUUAUUCGGAGGUUUAAAUCAGCAGUGUCGAUUUUCGGACAAACACAGCACACUUGGCAACAGAUAUGUUGAGACUGAAACAUUUAAGCUAGAGAAACAAACACAUAACAAACCAUGUUUCAUACCAGCCCUAGCAGGAGAUGCAGCAGCAGUUAUAGCAGCAUAUAUUCUAAAUGCGUUGAGGUUUGGCACAAUCAAUAAACACUUGAGCAACACCAAUAAAGCUCCAAACUCCGGAGAGCUAGUCAUAAUGGGGGUAGAUGCAAAGAAACCUUACUAUGUUUUGGGUGUUAUCUCUGCUGAUGGAAAAUUACUGCAUAAGGUUGAUCUCAAUUUCAAAAGAAGUACGCUUAGCCAUGAUAUAGGAGUCACACAGAAGUACAAUGUAAUAAUUGAUCAUCCCCUCACGUUUGAUGUAAAGAGAGUUACCAUGGGUGGCCCAUUAUUGAAGUAUGAAAAGGAAGAGUCUGCAAGGAUUGGAGUGAUGCCACGUUAUGGUGAUGCAGAGUCAGUCAAAUGGUUUGAGGUACAAACCAAUUGCACAUUUCACAUUCUCAAUUGCUUUGAGGAGGCUAAUGAGGUUGUAGUGAGGGGAUGCAGGGCUCUCACAUCUCUCUUGCCAGGUCCUGAUGGUGGACUUAACAAAUAUGAGUGGUACUCAAAAGGGUUCAACUUUGCAGAUGAUCAUUCUGCAGAAACUGGAUAUUUGUUUUCUCGUUUAUAUGAAUGGAGAUUGAACAUGGUCUCUGGAGAUGUGGAGGAGAAAAAUUUAACCGGAACUGAUUUCUCCAUGGAUUUUCCUUUCAUCAAUGAACAAGUAACUGGCUUGAAACACAAGUAUGGCUAUACACAGGUCAUUGAUUCUAUGGCAAGCUCUGACUGUGGCAUGGGAAAAUAUGGAUCUUUAGCCAAAUUAUAUUUGGAGGAAUCGAAUUCUACGUCAUUUGUGGAGGGAAAGUGUGAGGAUUUGAUAAAAGUUGAAUACCAUAAGUUUGAGGAGAACAACUUUUGCAGUGGAAGCGUUUUUGUGGCUAGGCAUGGAGGCAAAGGCAUGGAGGAAGAUGAUGGUUGGAUUGUCACUUUUGUCCACAAUGAAGAAACUGAUGUCACCCAAGUGAGUUGCGAUGAUAAGUUUCGGACUGCUUUUGGAAGAAGCAAUUAUGCUCAUAAGCACGUCAAUAUUUUUAUAAAUAAAAAAUAA